Molecule: messenger RNA, 2039 nt
Organism: Liolophura sinensis
Lineage: Eukaryota; Metazoa; Mollusca; Polyplacophora; Chitonida; Chitonidae
Product: ferredoxin-fold anticodon-binding domain-containing protein 1 homolog
Exons: 5
Coding region: 234-1889 (551 amino acids)
Biological process (GO): rRNA base methylation
Cellular component (GO): cytoplasm
Molecular function (GO): rRNA (uridine-N3-)-methyltransferase activity
Source: RefSeq, a predicted model, not a curated record
GGUAGACCGGUGUUAUUUUUAAUGAUUCUACUCAUGUACCCAAAACAUCUGUCAGAAGCAGUAGUCUGAGGGGUUUUUACACCCAUGUCAAGUCAGACCUAUAAACACAUUCAUAUUGUGUUGGGCCGUGAGAAAUAGCCAGUGAUAGAGUUGUGGUCACCAUUUUCCUCUGGUUGUUUAUAAUACUGGUUUUAUAUCUGUAUAGUCUUGUUCUAGGUUCUCUAUAAAUUGACAUGGAUUCAGUGGUGGAGGGAAAUAUCCUGCUUGUGGGAGAUGGGGACUUCUCCUUAACAACGUCGUUACUAAGAUACCACUCUCCUCAACAUAUUACAACCACAAGCUUGGAGACUGAAUCGUCAAUCCUCAAACACAAGGAUGCCUUACUGAACAGGGAGAGAUUAGCCAAGCAAGGAGUUCAAGUAUUGUUAGAUGUAGAUGGGUGCCGCCUCAACUCUUACCCUGCAAUCAGGAAACAAAGCUUUCAGAGGAUCAUCUUUAACUUCCCGCACGCAGGUGGCAAGUCCAACCACAAGAAAAACAGAAAACUGCUGGAUGACUUCUUCCGCAGUGCAGUCAAUAUUCUCGCUCCUCAAGGUCAUGUUAUGGUGACCUUGUGCAAAGGUCAAGGUGGAACACCAGCAGACAGGCCUCAGCGUGCAUGGCCGGACAGCUGGCAGGUGGUUUCAAUGGCAGCCAAUGCUGGCCUCAUUCUCUCAGAGAUCCAUCCAUUUCAUCCAGGAGAUUUCCCAGGCUACUUGUGCACAGGUUUCAGGAGUCAAGACAAAUGGUUUCACAUAGACGGAGCUCUCACUCACAUGUUCACUCGGGCUGCUCCUAUAUCUGUGCCAAAGAUCUCGGAUGUGCCUGCCAUUUCUAGAGCACACGACUGUCAGGACAAGAUAAACAGAAAUCUACUGGCAGAACCUGACCAUCCAUUAUAUACACUUACAGAAGAGCUGACUGAUAAGCUCACUAAAUAUUGGUCAACCAGAGUUAUCGCCCAUGGAGAUACUGUCGGUGAAGUUACAACAGUAAACCAUACUCUGGACGUUUUGAAGUUUAUGCUGAGGGACAGUGUUAACUCUUCAGCAGAACUAUUUGUAACUCGUGGGCCUGUGUGGAAAGAUAGCCCAGGUGUGUUCCAAGCUGUGCCAGUUUAUCUGGAGAUGAGUGGUGUGUUUAGAGUGAGGAGGACACCGGUUGGUUGUAAUCAGACUGAGGAAUGGACAAGCAAGUUGCGGGCGGUGCUCCAAGAAAUUUGCAUCAACGGUCAGCCAGUUGACACCAAUCAGACUGUUGUGCGGAUUUGCGAUGAAAAAGAGAAAAGCAAUGCCAGUGUUUUGGGAUUGACUUUGGCGCACAGGAUAUUUAUCGAGAAGGGUAACUGCACUACAGAGUUCGGCAAAGUGUACUUCCCUUCUGCAGAUGAUAACGCUCAAGAUGUUGACAGUGAAUUAGGCAUGGCAUUUAGACUUUCUCUGGACAAACUUCUAUGCUGUGUGUGUGGAAUUGUGGAUCGGAGGAUGCUCUGGUCCUCCGAUAGUCGCUUUUCGUCUCAGUUCCCCAAAACAGCAGUGUGCUCACACCCGUUCAAACCCUUCAGUCUGUACCCCAUGACUUACAGUCAUGACAUGAGUUUCUGGGAAUGUCCAGGAGUGGAGUUUGACGAGAUGCUGUAUUUCUGUGUGAUCCGUGUUUUGUCAGGGGAGACAAUCUGGGAUGUCACUCUUAUUGACAGGUACAAGGAUGAAGAUACUGGACGUGUCAGCCGAUGUUACAGAUUGACGUUCCAGUCAUGUGAUCGAGCAUUGUCUUAUUCAACUUCCUGGCAGAUACAAAGUAUAAUACGUUUGGCUGUAGCAGAGCAGAUGGCAGUGACGCUAAGGUGACAGUACACAGCUGGGCAAGUCUUGUGGAAGCUGCAUUGAUACAGUGCAAUUUGUUGUAUUAACUCAUCAAAUGAAAAUUAGUAGAACAACUCUAUUUCAUAGCAUGCAUAUAUAUAUACAUUUAGAUCUGAAUUAAAUGAUUUUCAUAUA